AUGGUGGUCGUAACCAUGACUGACUCCAUAACGCUCUUCUUAACAGUCCAUGUGCUGCUUAUGUACCUAACAGAGCAGGCGUACCUCCCGCUUGCGGUGGCUGCCUCGCCGGUUCUUGCCGUCCUGGGGGUACCCGGCCAAGUCGCUUCGCGUGCGGAGCAAGCCGUUGAUAUCGAGCGUCAACUCCAGUCCACGUACACGUCGUACACUUUCGAAGGCUGCUAUGUCGACCAGAGAAACCGGGCCCUGGAUGACUUCUUCCGGUCGGAUAAGAUGACACCAGAGCUUUGCUUCGGGUAUUGCGGCCAAAAUGGCUACACCUACAUGGGCCUGCAAUAUGGAAACGAAUGCUAUUGUGGGAGUCUGGGGGACGAAGAAAAGCACGUGCAAUACGGACCUGGAGAUUGCAACUUCCUCUGCGCCGGCGACGACAGCUUCAAUUGUGGGAUGUGGGCGUUCGAUCUCUAUGCCUUUGAGACCGAUUCGUCCGUGGCCAUAGAAGUGGACGACGAUGGCGACGGCUGGACGCCUAGAGAUGGGAGCUCAGAUGAAGACGAUUUUUCGGCUGUUUCUUCGACUGUUGCCCGUGCUGACGCUCCGACGGCUGCUCCUUCGGCUUCUCCGGUGACUGCUUCUACGGCUGCUCCAGUGACUGCUCAUACUCCUCCGACUGAUGCUUCCGGGGAUGAUACGGAUGACGAUACCAACGGAGACGACACGACUGACGAUGAUGCAGCUGACUCUGAUGAAGACGACGAUGCUGACGAUGUUUAUGACGACAAUGCUGACCCUGUUGAAGACGAUGAUGCUGACGUUGUUGAUGACGACGACGCGGACGUUGGUGAAGACGACGACGCUGACGUUGUUGAAGACGACGAUGCUGACGCUGUUGAUGACGACGAUGCUGAUGUUGUUGCAGACGACGAUUCGACCGAAGGUGUGGAUGACGAUUCGACCGAAGGUGUGGAUGACGAUUCGACCGAAGGUGUGGAUGACGAUUCGACCGAAGGUGUGGAUGACGAUUCUACCGAAGGUGUGGAUGACGAUUCUUCCGAGGGUAUGGACGACGACGACGCUGACAAGGCUGUGGACGACGAUGAGGAGAGUGUUGAGGCAGAAGACGAUUCAUCCUCGGGCGACGGUGAAUGCAACCCCAACCCUUGCCUCAACGAAGGCUCGUGUGAGGUGGACCCUAACGGAGGUUACUCGUGCUCCUGUUCCAGCAGCUAUGGAGGAAUGAACUGCGAAACUGACACCACAGGGCUACCGGAGUUUUUCAUUACCUUGGAAUUCGACGGCACGUGGGACGGGGCUUUGGACGCCACACGGAAGGACAUUUUCCAAACCGCGGCCAAGAGGUGGGAAAAAGUCGUGACGCACAUUCCGUGCACAGGGACCCACCCGGAAGGCGCUACCGGAGAGCUUAUCAUCAGUGUCACCCAGCACGAAAUCGAUGGUUCUGGGGGACAGUUCGCUCUAGGCGGGCCGAGCGACGUCUAUGGUGACUGCCCAGGUGUCAGCUACAUGGGAGUAAUGAUAUUCGACUCGGACGACAUCGAUGACCUGGAGGACGACGGCAUUUUGGAAGGUCUAGUCGUUCAUGAGAUCGGUCACGUCAUUGGCGUCGGGUAA
Molecule: messenger RNA, 1632 nt
Organism: Ectocarpus siliculosus
Lineage: Eukaryota; Phaeophyceae; Ectocarpales; Ectocarpaceae
Source: the annotation of a GenBank genome assembly